AUGGGGUCGAUGCGCGCCUUUCCUGCCGGACUCCUGCUGCUCGCCUUUGCGCUCAUCUGCGGUCAGUCCGCUGCUCUCAUUGCUGCAGUAUCUUUGGCUUCUCGAUUCUCUUUUCGCUUCCCUCUCUGCUCUCUCAUAUCUGCUCUCGCAUAUCUGCUCUCUCAUAUCUGCUCUCUCGUAUCUGCUCUCUCAUAUCUGCUCUCUCAUAUCUGCUCUCUCAUAUCUGCUCUCUCAUAUCUGCUCUCUCAUAUCUGCUCUCUCAUAUCUGCUCUCUCAUAUCUGCUCCCUCAUAUCUACUCCCUCAUAUCUGCUCUCUCAUAUCUGCUCUCUCAUAUCUGCUCUCUCAUAUCUGCUCUCUCAUAUCUGCUCUCUCAUAUCUGCUCUCUCAUAUCUGCUCUCUCAUAUCUGUUCUCUCAUAUCUGCUCGCUCAUAUCUGCUCUCUCAUAUCUGCUCUCUCAUAUCUGCUCUCUCAUAUCUGCUCUCUCAUAUCUGCUCCCUCAUAUCUGCUCUCUCAUAUCUGCUCCCUCAUAUCUACUCUCUCAUCUCUGCUCUCUCAUAUCUGCUCUCUCAUAUCUGCUCCCUCAUAUCUACUCUCUCAUAUCUGCUCUCUCAUAUCUGCUCCCUCAUAUCUACUCUCUCAUCUCUGCUCUCUCAUAUCUGCUCUCUCAUAUCUGCUCUCUCAUAUCUGCUCUCUCAUAUCUGCUCUCUCAUAUCUUCUCUCUCAUAUCUACUCUCUCAUAUCUGCUCUCUCAUAUCUGCUCCCUCAUAUCUGCUCUCUCAUAUCUACUCCCUCAUAUCUGCUCUCUCAUAUCUGCUCUCUCAUAUCUGCUCUCUCAUAUCUGCUCUCUCAUAUCUGCUCUCUCAUAUCUUCUCUCUCAUAUCUACUCCCUCAUAUCUGCUCUCUCAUAUCUGCUCUCUCAUAUCUGCUCUCUCAUAUCUGCUCCCCCAUAUCUGCUCCCUCAUAUCUGCUCUCUCAUAUCCGCUCUCUCAUAUCUGCUCUCUCAUAUCUGCUCUCUCAUAUCUGCUCUGUCAUAUCUGCUCUCUCAUAUCUACUCCCUCAUAUCUGCUCUCUCAUAUCUGCUCUCUCAUAUCGGCUCUCUCAUAUCUGCUCCCUCAUAUCUGCUCUCUCAUAUCUGCUCUCUCAUAGCUUUUCUCUGUUCUCCUCCCUGCACACCCUCUCCUGUGUCCUCUGCAGCAGUUCAGAUGAUGAAGGCAGCGCAUGGCGACGACUCAGUGAGAAGCAUCAUGACUCACCGUAGCCUGCUGCGGACCAUGAUGCGGAAAGGCGCGUAUGGGGAAGGCGUAGAGGCGGAGACAGGAAGCAGGAAGGUCAAUGCACGGAUUGCACUAGAGACCACCACCACCGGCAGCACAACUGAUCCUGCCUGUGCGGCGCUGGCCUGUCAGCCUGGCAGCAAAUGUGUGGUGGAUCAGAACGGAGUUCGCUACUGCCAGUGGCGUAAGUAUUUUCCGGCUCUGUCUGCCAGUGAGGUGAGUUCUUUCCUGCUCUGCCUGCCAGUGAGGGAUGAGUGCUCUUUCCUGCUCUGUUCAAUGAGUGGAUUCACAACCACGCCCAUCCCUCACCCCUUCCAUUCCCUCUCCCGUGCUUCCUGCGUUCUUCAGCCUCUCUUCAGUUCCGUACUGUUCCUGCCCCGAUGGCUAUGGGAUAACCUCAACCGACUGUGUUCAGGGUAG
This is a messenger RNA of Closterium sp. NIES-65, 1695 nucleotides long. NCBI's taxonomy places the organism in Eukaryota, Viridiplantae, Streptophyta, Zygnematophyceae, Desmidiales, Closteriaceae. The record is from the annotation of a GenBank genome assembly.